Mus musculus (house mouse) is the source of this 637-nucleotide messenger RNA. RefSeq names its product superoxide dismutase 1, soluble (gene Sod1). The transcript is spliced from 5 exons. Gene Ontology annotation, biological process: superoxide metabolic process; response to nutrient levels; positive regulation of oxidative stress-induced intrinsic apoptotic signaling pathway. The coding region runs from base 97 to 561 and encodes 154 amino acids. The record is from RefSeq and is marked validated. Gene Ontology annotation, molecular function: metal ion binding; protein phosphatase 2B binding; enzyme binding. Lineage: Eukaryota; Metazoa; Chordata; Mammalia; Rodentia; Muridae. Gene Ontology annotation, cellular component: dendrite cytoplasm; mitochondrion; extracellular region.
CGCGGUCCUUUCCUGCGGCGCCUUCCGUCCGUCGGCUUCUCGUCUUGCUCUCUCUGGUCCCUCCGGAGGAGGCCGCCGCGCGUCUCCCGGGGAAGCAUGGCGAUGAAAGCGGUGUGCGUGCUGAAGGGCGACGGUCCGGUGCAGGGAACCAUCCACUUCGAGCAGAAGGCAAGCGGUGAACCAGUUGUGUUGUCAGGACAAAUUACAGGAUUAACUGAAGGCCAGCAUGGGUUCCACGUCCAUCAGUAUGGGGACAAUACACAAGGCUGUACCAGUGCAGGACCUCAUUUUAAUCCUCACUCUAAGAAACAUGGUGGCCCGGCGGAUGAAGAGAGGCAUGUUGGAGACCUGGGCAAUGUGACUGCUGGAAAGGACGGUGUGGCCAAUGUGUCCAUUGAAGAUCGUGUGAUCUCACUCUCAGGAGAGCAUUCCAUCAUUGGCCGUACAAUGGUGGUCCAUGAGAAACAAGAUGACUUGGGCAAAGGUGGAAAUGAAGAAAGUACAAAGACUGGAAAUGCUGGGAGCCGCUUGGCCUGUGGAGUGAUUGGGAUUGCGCAGUAAACAUUCCCUGUGUGGUCUGAGUCUCAGACUCAUCUGCUACCCUCAAACCAUUAAACUGUAAUCUGAAGAGUUGUAA